AUAGCUUUCAAGCAUCGGUGAAUAUUAGAAAUAUUAUAACUACGCGACGAAUAUUUGACAAAUAACUAAGCUCCUAACUAAAUCUACCAUCGGUCAAAUCACUCACAGCUAAGAAUUAGUCGUGUUUAUACUAGUUAACUUUUAUUUAAUCAUCCUCUUGUUUCGGAUAUUUGUAGAAUUUCUGGAUUUUAUUGAAAUUGGGAAACUAUGGAACCAACCGCACCCCCGAUGAGUUUCUCGGAAAACGACCAACCCCCCUGUCAACUUCCACCACCCGCCUACGAUUAUGGGGCUAAUACUGCCAUGACAACGCCACUAGUUCCCCAACCAGGAAUGUCAAAUGUCCCAUUUCGUCCUCCGUCUUACCGAGCUUACGAUCCAAACACGGGUGGCACAAACUGGGCAAAUGCCGGGCGCCCGAAUGAGCUGGCCAGACCUCCGUCGCCUCAGCCUGUAGCUGCUCCGCGGAAUGUCAACAUCUUCCUGGUGAAUCCCGGGAAUGAGAACAAUGCAAGACAGAGGAGGGAGUCAAUUGUGUCUGAAAACACAGUUUCUGCCGGGGAUCGAACCCACGAGGCCCUGCAGUUUGACGCUUGGACUAAGUGUUCUUGGGGAGUUCUCGCGAAAGCUAAUCGGCUAAGUGAGACAUUUAAUCAACUGAGAAGAGUCAACAAGAAUAUAGGGAGUGGAUGUCAUCGGGCGUUUCCAGUAGGGGGGAGAGGUUGUUGCGGUGGCAUGGUGUCUGUGACAUUCGAACUGGCAACAAUUGUUUAUGCUGUCCUCGUGCCGCUGUACGUGGUUAGCCUGCGUCGGCAAUCGAAACAACAGAACUACGUGCAGAUGAUGCCCAAUCUACUGAUGUGGAUUCUGCUUCUUAUCUACUUGAUCUUGUUCACGAUGUAUCUCAUCGCAUUUGGGGUUCACAGAGUGAACAGAUAUCGGUUCAGGAAUUGUCCUUGGAUCAUCAAAGCUGCCACUCGCAACUACCUUCUGAUGGGCAAGAUGGCCGCCUUCAGAGAAACAGACCCAGACGAGAUGCAACGCAACUGCAGAUUGAGGGCACUGUCCAAAGUCAGAGCCCAGUUCGGCCGAAACAACCCCGCCUGGGGCAUGUAUUACUCGUCCAGCUUCUACAGGAAGAACAUACGAAGUGUGACGUUCUACUUGCUCUGUUAUCUCACUCUAAUUGUGACCUCUACAAUCUUUUAUAUGUACUUGGGACUUUUGUGGAGCCAGAUUAAAGUGCCCUAAACGAAAUGGAAUUGAAGACGAUAACAAAAUCAUAUCAUAAAGGAAAAGAAGAAAUCGCCAGUUUUUGAUGGUCGUGCAAACUAAAAAAGGAUCUAUAUUUAUUGAAUUAAAUUUUUUGAAAAUAUGGCAUAAGUUAGUUCUUACGAUUAUUUCAAGUCAGAAUAACAUUUAUUUGAAACCCACAUCUAAAAAGUAAC
Symsagittifera roscoffensis is the source of this 1448-nucleotide messenger RNA. RefSeq lists its product as uncharacterized. Lineage: Eukaryota; Metazoa; Xenacoelomorpha; Acoela; Convolutidae. The transcript is spliced from 8 exons. Bases 208 to 1251 code for a protein of 347 amino acids. The record is from RefSeq and is a predicted model, not a curated record.